AUGGCGAAACCCUGGGAUGUGGAUGCUGCGGCCCCCGGGUCGCUGACAUCCAUGGGCGUGCUGGUUCGUUGGCUCCGAACUCCUGGCAACUACAAGCGCUGGGAAACGCAGCCAAAGAAGCCGCUGGUUGAAGAGAUUGUCGCUGCACUUAAGAAGGAGAGGACUUCGCCUCGUUCGCCCUCGUCCGUCCGCCACAAGAUUUUCAAGCUACAGCACCAAUUCGAGACGGCGACUAUCUGGCUGAAGAGUGAAGGACAACUCGCGCAGUUCUGCAGCGGCGGAGCUGACGACGUAGUGAAGGAGAAAUGUCCUCUCUACCUCGAGUUGAUGCCCGUCUUCCAGGUCGAUGACGCGGAACCCAGCAACAACAGUGAUGGAGCUAAUGUUUCGGACCGAAGUAGUGGCGAAGUGGAUGCUGCAGGGGUCGAGGAGGAAGUGCAACCCGCGAAGUUGACGGCCAAAGGCAAACGGAAGACGACGCCCAACGUGAAAGCCCAGCAGUCAAGCGCGACCAAGCGGAAAACGAAAGGAUCACAAGCGCAACCGGUGAUUGUGGAGCAGGCGGUGGUGGACGCAAUGGAGACGAACUCCCCCGAGCAGCAGCAGCAGCAGACUGUUUUUCCGGCCGAGAGAUCGCUGGCGCUGACCGAGUUUCAAAGGCGAAGCGAGUCUCGAUGGAUCGAGUACUCUGGGGCGGAACUCGCGCCUCGUUUCGACGAGAUCAGGUCUCAGCGACUGCUAGACCGCGAGAUCGAGCGCGUUGACGCCCUAGCCAAGGUGCAGCUCGAGGCUGAGGCUAAACGGCAGGAGCUUCACACCAGAUGCACGAAUGCGCUUGAACGCCAACGCCUGCGGAAUGCAGGCCUGUCGGAAGAAGAAGUGGACGCAAUCGUCCCGAAGUGA
Phytophthora sojae is the source of this 903-nucleotide messenger RNA. RefSeq lists its product as hypothetical. The coding region runs from base 1 to 903 and encodes 300 amino acids. Lineage: Eukaryota; Oomycota; Peronosporomycetes; Peronosporales; Peronosporaceae. The record is from RefSeq and is a predicted model, not a curated record. The transcript has a single exon.